AUGAAUCACGGACAGCAUCAACGGGAAUCAGCUACAUCAGGCUCAUUACCAGCAUCAUCUGCAUUGGAAACACGACAUAAUUGUCCUUAUUUGGAUUAGAACUGGGCUGAAUCUCACUUUACUUUUAAUGAAAGAGGAAAUUUAGACACAGAAAUGGGAGCUCUGAGCAGACAUGAGUUUUUCCAGGAGCUGGGAACAAGCUGCAUGCUCCCGACUGUCCUGCAGGGUCUAGAACAAGUAUGGCAGCUGAUGCUCAUCUGCAUAGUGUGUAGGCUGCUGUGGAGAUUUGGUCUGCCCUCUUUUGUGAAACACCUUAGUACGGUAUCAGGUGGCUUUUACACUCUCUACCUCUUCUUUGAGCUGCACAUGGUUUGGGUUGUGCUUCUCAGCGUACUCUGCUACCUCAUCCUCUUCCUGUGUCGUCAUUCUAGCAGCCGUGGCCCCUUUCUAUCCAUCACAAUCCUCAUCUACCUGCUUCUGGGAGAGUUGCAUAUGAUGGAUACAAUUACCUGGCAUAAAAUGAGAGGUUCCCAGAUGGUAGUGGCCAUGAAGGCAGUUUCUCUGGCUUUUGACUUAGACAAAGGCAUAGUAGAGAAAGUGCCCUCCCCAAUGGAGUUCAUGGGCUACAUUUACUUUGUGGGGACGGUGAUCUUUGGGCCCUGGAUCAGCUUCAACAACUACAUGGAUGCAGUGGAGAGUCAAAAACUUAGCGUCUCCUGGUUUGUGAAGUCAGUCAGCAGCUGUGUGAAGAGCCAGCUCUGUCUGGUUAUCUCCAACUGUGUUGCACCCUAUCUUUUUCCCUAUUUCAUCCCAGUCUUUGGAGACAAGCUUCUCCGCAACAAGAAGAGGCGAAAGAUAAGAGGCUCGAUUACAAGGUGGCUACAAGGCUAUGAGAAUACCCUGUCCUUCCAUUUCAGUAAUUACUUUGUGAGUUACCUUGGUGAGACAACUGCCACACUGGCAGGAGCUGGUUUCACAGAGGAAAAAGACAAUCUUAAAUGGGACAUGACAAUAGCGAAGCCACUAAAUGUUGAGUUUCCAAGGUCUAUGGUGGAGGUGGUCACUUCCUGGAACCUUUCCAUGUCCCGCUGGCUCAAUACUUAUGUGUUUAAAAAGUCCCUUAGAUAUGGGAACUUUACAGCUAUUAUCUUGACUUAUACAGUGAGCGCCCUGCUUCAUGGUCUAAGCUUCCAUAUUGGGGCAGUGCUAUUUACCCUAGGAUUCAUAACAUACAUUGAGCAUGUGCUGAGAAAAAGAUUGUCGGUAAUUUUAAAUGCAUGUGUCCUCUCCAAGAAAUGCCCAUUGGACUGCAAACACCAAAAUAAAAAGGCAAUGUGGGUAUAUGUAGUUAACGGGACUUUUAGUAUGCUAGCUGUUCUACAUUUAACAUACGUGGGCUCUAUCUUUGGCUCCAGCAUAGAUGAUACAGAUUCUGAAGAGGAUAGCAUGGCCAACCACACCAUUCAAAAAUGGACACAGCUCAGCUGGACAAGCCACUGGUUGACAUUUGGCCUUUGGGUCCUGUAUCGCCUUAUUCUAUGAACACUGAAACCUACAUACCUACAGAAAGAUUUGGAGAUAAUAGCAAUAACUAUGUUUUGUACAUAUGGACUGCGGAGGGGCUGUAGCCAUUUAUGAUAUCACUGUGAACUCGGGAUCACAGUGCUCAAAAACUGAUUUACAUUUACUAUUUAUCCAGAUGUCUCAAAGGUGAUCUAAAUGACAUUAUAUGCUGUACACUAAAUGUUUUUCAAAGAAGGGUUAUUUCAUAUAUGUUUUAAAUUUUUGUUCAACUUCUAGAUGUGUGGAAAAAAAAAGUAAGUCUUCUCAUUAGUUGUUUUAGAGAGCCCUAAAGUCAAACUGCACAAAUAAAGACUCAACCAGUGUUCUUAAAUUCUAUUCUAUAGUUAAGACACAGUUUAAUGCCGUUUUAGAGAUCAGACUUGCUCAAAAGGAGUUCUACUGUUGAUGACCCCAGAAGUCCAGAACUCUGGAAUGUUGGUUGGUUAAUUUGUUCAGCCUUGACUUGGUUUUGCAUCUUUCAUUUUCAUUCUAGAUGGAAAAUCAACUGCUAAUGCUGUAUCACUAAAGCACAUACCAUGCUGCGAUUCACAAUCAGAAUAUGUCCAUACCUGCCUCUGAUUUCAAGAGAGACAAACUUGCCACAUUUUUAAAUGGUCAUUCAUUCUCAUAGGGUUCCAAAUUAACAUUAGCUAAAUUUCACAUCCUCUCUUUUUAAUAAAUUGUUUUAGUGGUGACAAUAUUGGAAACUAUCUUAGAGAGUAGGCUCUAUUUGUAUUCAGCUCUGGGUGUCUUUACUAAUGUCAUGGUUUGACAUGUCUUAUGAUUUAACUUGUUUAAAUUUAGAUUAUUGUUCACAUCCUCCAGCACACCUGAAUUUAGUAUUUGGGACAAGGAGUCUAGGAGGACAGUAUUUGUUAUUACUCUAACUUUGUUAUUACUAUUUAGUAGUUUUAAACAUCAUUAGGUUGAAUUGGACACUGCUCUAUGAUGAGUUUUUAAGUGCACAAAUAGAAUAAUAAUUAUAAAUAAUUGAUAUUGGUGUUUUAAUAACUUUUCAUUUAUUGUGUUCUUACAUUUUCAACUUAUGAUUAAUUGUGAUAUUUAUAAAAAUGUUUUACUAUAUUGUUAAUUCAACCCAUACAUUUGUUUGUAAAUAACAAAUACAAUUAAAUGAAGACU
Molecule: messenger RNA, 2703 nt
Organism: Xyrauchen texanus (razorback sucker)
Lineage: Eukaryota; Metazoa; Chordata; Actinopteri; Cypriniformes; Catostomidae
Gene: porcn
Product: porcupine O-acyltransferase
Exons: 15
Coding region: 154-1542 (462 amino acids)
Biological process (GO): lipid modification; canonical Wnt signaling pathway; protein palmitoylation
Cellular component (GO): membrane; endoplasmic reticulum
Molecular function (GO): Wnt-protein binding; palmitoleoyltransferase activity
Source: RefSeq, a predicted model, not a curated record